CACUUCGCCCUCUCUCUCCCUGUUCCCUCGAACCAACGCGUCUCCACGCGCGGCCCGAAGCCUCCGCUGCCCUGACGCACGGUGCGUGUGCUGCUGGCGGGCCGCUGGUCUCCGUCCGGUGGUCUCCGUCCGGUGGUCUCCAUCCGGUGGUCUCCGUGUGGUGGUCUCCGUGUGAACCGGGCCCCGGAGCGGCACAGUCCGGCUGCGCCGUUUGGAGUUGGAGUUGGAGUUGACGCGUCAGAAAGUCCCCGGCAACUCCAGACGCACAUCUGCAACUCGGGAGGAGGAGCAGCAGGACGAAGACGCACCAGUUGGUUGCUCUCUGAGAAGAUCGUCAAAGUGAAGAAUCACUGGGGGAAGCACAAGGAAAGACUUGUCUCGUCUUCAUGAGGUGUUAAGGAAUGAGCGAUCGCCAUGGAAAACCAGUCCCAGGCCAGUUCAGCAGCUGAGAAGAAGAAGAGAGUGGAGACCAUUGUGGCGACCAAGGGCUCUUCAGUGCGCAAUGACAUCAGUGAGAAGGCGGUGGCCUCCAGUACCACUUCAAAUGAGGAGGAGAGUUCCGGUACGCCUUACCACCGCGAGAGGCGUAAUGCUAUUAGCUCCCAGGCCCCGACCAAUGAGGAGCCCUCCACCUCCACAGAGGAACGCCCCUCGCUGCUCAAGAAGGAGCUGCAUGGUUCCCUGCCCCACCUGGCCGACCACGCCCUGCCGUACCGAGGCACUCUGUUUGCUAUGGACCCCCGCAAUGGCUACCUAGACUCACACUACCCUGCACCACAGUUCUUCCCGACCUUCCAUCCUCCUGUGCCCAUCGAUGACAGACAUGCCCAGGGACGUUACAUCUACGAGCCCUCUCCCAUGCCCCCUCUUCACAUGCCUCCUGUGCUGGCUGGCAGUCCAGCUUUCUCCGACAUCUCCCUCAUCCGGAUCUCGCCCCAGCGGAACCCCUCCGUGGGGGCGGAGUCGCCCUUUCACCCUCCGCACCCCUACAUUAACCCAUACAUGGACUACAUCCGCUCGCUUCACAGCAGCCCCUCCAUCUCCGUUCUGUCUGCUACCCGAGGCCUCACCCCUGCAGAUGUCCCUCACACGGGUCUGACCACAGCUGAGUACUACCACCAGAUGGCCCUGCUGGCAGGCCCCCGCAGCCCGUACGCGACCGACCUGCUGCCUUCGGUGGCAUCCAUGGCCGGCACCAGCAGCGCCAGUGCUCUGCAAAUGGAAUACCUGCAGGCGAUAGACAGCUCUCGCUUCCCGAGCCCGAGGCUGCCAUCGCGGCCCAGCAGGAAACGCCCGCUGCCAAUCUCGCCCCUCUCUGAGCACAGCUUCGACCUGCAGACCAUGAUCCGCAACUCACCCAACUCUCUGGUCACCAUGCUCAACAACUCGCGCUCCAGCUCCUCCACCAGCGGCUCCUACGGGCACCUCUCUGCCGGGACCCUCAGCCCAGCGUUGAGCUUCGCCUACCCUCCAACCCCAGUGGCUUUGCACGUGCACCAGCAGCUGAUUGGCCGUCAACCGGGCAUUGUGGGCUCUGCCUUCGGCCACAGCCCGCCCCUCAUCCACCCGACGCCGGCCUUUGCUACCCAGAGGCCCAUACCUGGCAUCCCCCCCUCUGGGCUGAGUGCCAGUGAGCGCUCAGCCGUCUCCAGCGACUCCUCACAGACCAAACCUACGAGUGAAUCUGCUGUGAGCAGCACCGGAGACCCAAUGCACCACAAACGCUCCAAAAUGAAACCAGAAGAAGAGCUGCCAAGUCCCGGUGCAGUGAGCCUACAGGACCAUCCCGAUGGCAUGACCAUGGUGAAGGAAGAAGUAGACAAGGACGAGAGCAAACAGGAGCCCGAGGUGGUUUACGAGACAAACUGCCAUUGGGAGAACUGUUGCCGCGAGUUUGAUACGCAGGAGCAGCUUGUACAACACAUCAACAAUGACCACAUUCAUGGGGAAAAGAAAGAGUUUGUGUGCCGGUGGGAGGAAUGCUCCAGAGAGCAGAAGCCCUUCAAGGCCCAGUACAUGCUGGUGGUCCACAUGCGCAGGCAUACUGGAGAAAAACCGCACAAGUGCACAUUUGAGGGCUGCGCCAAGGCCUACUCCCGUCUGGAGAACCUUAAGACUCACUUACGUUCCCACACAGGAGAAAAACCAUAUGUGUGUGAGCAUGAAGGCUGCAACAAGGCCUUCUCCAACGCGUCAGAUCGGGCGAAACAUCAGAAUCGCACACACUCAAAUGAGAAACCGUAUGUGUGUAAAAUCCCAGGCUGCACCAAACGCUAUACGGACCCCAGCUCCUUGCGCAAGCACGUGAAGACGGUGCACGGCCCCGAGGCGCACGUCACGAAGAAACAGCGUGGCGAUUACCCACGCCCUCCGCCCCAGUCCAGGGAGCCAGGGGGCAACAGCCAGGGCCGGUCGCCAGGGCAACUGCCCCUGGGUGGUUAUACAGACCAAAGGGAGUACAACCAUGCUACCUCAAAACAAGACGAUUGUCUGCAGGUCAAGUCCAUCAAGACAGAGAAGCCCAUGACGUCUCAGCCAAGCCCUGGCAGUCAGUCUACAUGCAGCAGUGACCAGUCCCCCUUCAGCACCUAUCCCAGCAGUGGAGUCCAGCUUGCUGUGAGCGCCGGACACUCGCCAGGGGAGGGGCUGGAGGAGGACGAGGAGAAAGAGGACAACGAAGAGGAGGCAGAGGAGGAGUGUGAGGGUGAGUCAGCCCCCAUUAUGGACUCCACAGUCUCCACGGCAACCGCAGCCAUGCUGACCCUGCAGGCGAGGAGAAGUGUUGGCCGCCCCCUGCGCUGGAUGGAGCACAUCAAGAUGGAGCGGCUGAAGCAAGUGAAUGGAGUGCUGCCCAGGCUGGGGCCCCUGUCCCCUACACCGCCCCCCAAGGGCUCUACAUUGCCCUUCAUCCUGGGGAAGGGAUCCUGUCUGGGCAGGCAGUCGGGGGUGUCUGCACCUCAGCCACCUGUUCAUGCUGAGUUGGGAAGCACAGAGCUAACAGUGCUCACUUUGCUCCGAGACCGGCGUGACAGUAGCGGUAGUGCUACCAGUUCCGCCUAUCUGAGUAGCAGCCGACGCUCCUCAGGCAUCUCCCCCUGCUUCUCCAGCCGACGCUCUAGCCAGGCUUCCCAAAGUGAGGGUACAAUGGCAGUCACCCACCACCGUCGCCUCCACAAUCUUAGCUCCACCGACUCUUACGACCCCAUCUCUACUGAUGCCUCCCGUCGGUCCAGCGAGGCUAGUCAGUAUGGAGGUGGGCUAGGGGGCGGGGGUGGAGGGAUAUUCUCAGGUGGGGGCUGUGGAGGUGUAGGAGGAGUAGGCAUAGGAGGAGGAGCAGGCUCACGAGGAAUGCUCAAUUUAACCCCAGCACAGCACUACCACCUUAAAGCCAAGUACGCAGCAGCAACUGGCGGCCCCCCUCCAACGCCUCUACCCAACAUGGAGCGCAUGAGCUUGAAGACUCGCAUGGCCAUGAUGGAUGUUGGUGGUAGCAACCACUGUUUGCCACCUGUAGUCAGGCCACAUUAUUGCAGUGAUAGCACGAACGGGUACACCAAUGGGUACAUGGGACAUGCAGGUUACAGGAGGAGGGUCCUCUAUCCUGGUGAAGGACCACUGAAUGGCAACCGCAGGGCCAGUGAUCCAGUCCGGACACAGGCUCCUGAUACUUGUAAUUUCCCCCCGGUGCAACGUUUCAACAGCCUUAACAACCUCCACCCUCUUCCACCUCUGUCUCAUCAUUCUACGCCUGAAACUCGUAACUUUAGCCUCCAGAAUUACACACGCUCAGAGGGCAACCUGCAGAGAGGUCUGCAGCACUCACCGCACACUCCUAGCAUUGCAGAACAUGCAGCCUUAGAAGCCCUGGCCAUGGAGGAUGACGGGGAGCCUGGCCUGUUGCUUGAGGAUGAGGAUAUGCUACCAGAUGACCUUGUGCAGUAUCUCCACUCCCAGGUCCAAUUGGAUGCUGGCUCCUACAUGAACAUUGAGGACCAAUUAGCUUCUGGCCAAAGGGACAGGGGGGAGAUGGAACCUACGUCAGAGUUGAAUAUAGCCUUCCCUGGGUGCCAUAGUUUCCAGCAGCAGCAGAUAGCAGAGAGAAAGAGCCCCAACAAGCUUCCCAUCCAGUGGAAUGAAGUGAGCUCUGGGAGUGCUGACAGGUCUCCUCAGAGGGAACAAAACUACCACACACAGUGUGCAAGGUGUUCAGGCACAGAACAUGGAACCUUAUCUGCACCUUUUUGUAGGUUUGAAAACAUGGUAGUGCAGCACCAAGUGUCCCUUGAUUUCCAGAACAGUUGUUCUCAGGCUAAUCAGCCUCAAAGUGCUUGCUGUGUCAACACUGGGGUGAAGCUAGAGACGCCGCCUAACUCCUGCAUGGAUAUGAGAGGUCACAACUCUACAAACACCUUUGGCAGGCCUAACUUCUCACAGAACAUCGAUGAGCCUCUUCCCGAGGGCUUCAAACAGCAGGCCUCCAGCGGACCUCAGAAACUGAGCCACUUCCACCAGAACCACAAGCGUAGCACCACAUGUCAAGUUGGGAACAACCUGAACCUUACUAGGGGCUUCAUGGACUAUCUCCCCAGCCUCUCCCAGGGAACUCCUCUCCAUCACAAUCGGCAGAUUCAUGCUCCUCACCCUCCUAUAAAUGGUAACAGGAACUUGGUCAGGACCCAGCAGUACCUCAAUACUGAGAGUGCAAAUGAAAUCCAGGCUCCCCCUAACCAGCAGCAGCAACAACUGCAGAGGAGUGGGGACCAUUGUUCCCUGGCACAUCAGGUAUCUGGGAUGAAACUAGAGCAUGGAUACUUAGAGCAGGUGGCUGCUGACUGCCUCUCUUGUGAGCCAGCAAAUCGCAAGGCCUCCUCAUUCCCUGUCCUGGAGGACCAGUGCUUGCUUGACUCCAUGGCUGAGUCAGUGGGACAUGGUGGUGGCAGUGGCAAUGGGAACUCGGUUGCUAUUCUCUCCCCCGGUGUAGACCAGGUGACCAGCACAGUGAAUGGAAAUGUGCCUGGUGUAUUAGAUGAGGGGGUAAGUCUGGACUUUAGCACCAUGCUGGAGGAUGGCUAUGAUCAGGGUAGCUUGGCAUCAGGGGUGUUGAGUCCCUCCAUCUUUCAGGGACUGUCCAGGACCUCAUCACGCCUGACCACCCCCCGAACAUCCACAAUCUUUCACGGUGUGGCCCCUGGCCUAAACAACAUGGCCAUUGGAGAUAUGAGCUCUCUCCUCACCACCCUUGCUGAGGAGAGCAAGUUCCUAGCUAUCAUGCAAUAGCUGCACUCUCUCUCUGCUUUCUUCUCCCUUCAGAAAAAUGGAAAAAAGGAAGAACUCUGGUGUACGUGAAGAUUAAUACAAAAGUGGCAAUUAUGAGAACUUUAUUAUGAACUUAAAGUGUUCUGGAAAAGGCAGUUGCCAAACUCAUGUAUGUUGUAAAAAUCCUGCACAGAAAUGGGAUGUGUCAAAAUGAUGUAUAGUUAAAUAGUUAUAUUCCUUUGCUGUAAUGAUGGCUAUUUUUAGAAGCCCUUCUCUUUGUAUGACUAUACGAUGGUGAGCAAAAGCUCAUGUCUUUGAAACAGUGUUCUGCGUAUUGUCAGUGUUUUUGCUGUACACACUGUUGGUAAAAAAAAGAAAUGCAUGCAUUAAAGGUUAAACAAUGAACACUGUCUUUGUAAGUACGCAGACAAGUAUCCACAGCUCUGAUCCCACAGGUACAAAAUUGCGAAAUCCAUUCUUGUUUUAGCAGGUGAGACAUGGGUCUUUAAUUUACAGGCCCUGACGAUAACUUUAUACAUCAAAAGUUUUAAUAAGUGGUAUAUUUCCAUCGUUGUCAUUGACAACGAUGGAAAUAUACCACUUAUUAAAACUUUUGUCUCGAUGGUAUCGAGGCCAAAACACAUCCGAGUCUUCAAGUUACCGUAGAUACUAGAUAGUCAUCAACUUGAUAUCUAAAUGGCUUGAUUUAGUCUGGUAUGGUACUUGCAAGUGUAUAUAACAGUGUUUUUAUAUUGUUUGUGAAAAAACGUUUGUUUGUUGGUUUGUUUUUUUAUUUUGGAUUGCACGGUUAUUUGGAGCUAAUGUGAAAUUGACAUUAACUCCUUGAUUUGGUGCUUUAUGUUUGCUUACGAGAACUGAUGUGUGUACUUUGUGUUUUUAAUCUCUCUUAAUGACCAUCAGCGGUCCACAGCACACCUCUCAUGAUGAUAAGUGCUUUCAAGUGAUGCAUUUUUUUCUAUAGGAAAUCAUCUAAAAUCGUAUUGUUUUCUACAAAGCUCUUAAAUUCAGAAUGUGUACUGCCAUCGAGUAUUGCAGUGACUUUGUCAACGGGGUUAGUAUUGCCUUGCAGUCUUAUGUUACUGCACAGAAUAUUGAGUAGUUAACGUUUUAUUCAGCAUCAAAGCAAUGAGGUACAAAUUGUUUAUUUGUUCUUAGGUACUACUUGUCAUUUUUGUAGCUGUGCAUUGAUGGUGUUUUUUUUUCUUCAAAGAAGUAGAAAUCAUUUCUUUUGAAAGAAGGACUAUACACUGAGGUAUGUGCCUUAUACAUAAUCUGCCUGUUGGUUAAGAGAAAGAUCACUGCCAAUCUUCCAUUGUGAAUGAUUAAAAAAUGAAAAUAAAACAUGUAAAGUGUCUUGUGAGACCUGAAAAAAAUGAAAUGCUCAAAUGCUUAAACAUAUAUAUAUGAGAAGUCUGAAUCUGAUCAGAAACGUUAAGACUUGUGAAAUGCAUUCUACUUGUCUUUGAUUUUGCUUUUUUAAAAAGUUUUCACAUUUAUUGUGCUUUUAUACAUAAUAUGUAAAUGAUAUACUUGUUCUGUAGGAUUAGCAGAGGAAAUUGGGACUAUCCUGGGGCCAAUACAGAACGGACUGUUUGAUUCCCAGGCCCUGGGUCGAGGCCCUCUUCACCAAAAGAGCCAGUUUGCUCCUUUAUAACCGACUACAAAUGUUUGUAUGGUUUUAAUAAAAAUGGAAAUUAUA
Scophthalmus maximus (turbot) is the source of this 6976-nucleotide messenger RNA. RefSeq names its product GLI family zinc finger 3 (gene gli3). Gene Ontology annotation, molecular function: DNA-binding transcription factor activity, RNA polymerase II-specific; RNA polymerase II cis-regulatory region sequence-specific DNA binding. Bases 415 to 5277 code for a protein of 1620 amino acids. The record is from RefSeq and is a predicted model, not a curated record. Gene Ontology annotation, biological process: regulation of transcription by RNA polymerase II; smoothened signaling pathway. Lineage: Eukaryota; Metazoa; Chordata; Actinopteri; Pleuronectiformes; Scophthalmidae. The transcript has 15 exons. Gene Ontology annotation, cellular component: nucleus.